Molecule: messenger RNA, 807 nt
Organism: Cryptococcus amylolentus CBS 6039
Lineage: Eukaryota; Fungi; Basidiomycota; Tremellomycetes; Tremellales; Cryptococcaceae
Exons: 3
Coding region: 1-807 (268 amino acids)
Source: RefSeq, a predicted model, not a curated record
AUGUCCCUCUCCGACAUUGCCGAAUCCCCAUCCGCACCCCUCGACGAGACACCUACACCCUCCACCGCAUCUGACGAGGCCAUCUUUCUGCACAUCCCCCGCCCCCUCCUUGUCCUUCCAUCUGUCGCCCUGUCAUUUGGUCUCUCUAUAGGAUUCGUUCGGGGCGGGUCGCAAGCGCGACUGAGAUUCUUGGCGGAGAAUGCGCAUCGGAUGCCAAAGACCGUUGGGGGAUGGUACUUCUACACAAAGACCCGAAACUACCGCGUCAUCCAAGGCGCUCUCAAGUCUGGAGGCUACUAUGGUGCCGCUCUCGGCGGGUCUACUCUGACCUAUGUCCUUCUCGACGAGUCACUUGGAUGGGCGCGUGAACAAAUCUUUGGCGUCAAGAUCGGUGAAGGAGGGCAAGAAGAGAGAGAACAAAUACAGAGGGAGAUCGUAGAGGGCAGGAGAAUAGGAUGGAGAAAGGGCGAGGUCGAAUGGGAAGAUGGGGCUGGGGCUGGAGGGUUGAUGGGGUUGGCUGUCGGGUUGGGAUCCAAACUUCCAAAACCGCUCUUCAUCCGUUCCCUCGUCCUGGGCUGUGUCCUCGGCGCCUUGACGUCGUCCAUGCAAGUGGCUCAGCACCGUAUCGGGCGUUUACGCAUGGAGGAGGAACGGAUAUCAUCUCUGGCGAAAGCGAACGAGCAGGAGAGUGCGUUACUAGCUGUGGAAGAGACGUCGCCGGGCACGGAACUCUCACCCGAGAGUAACAAAGAGACCAGUAUCGUAGAGGACAAGAGCUGGUGGUCAAGCUUGACGGGACGAGCAUAG